Molecule: messenger RNA, 1827 nt
Organism: Panicum hallii
Lineage: Eukaryota; Viridiplantae; Streptophyta; Magnoliopsida; Poales; Poaceae
Product: F-box protein At4g18380-like
Exons: 2
Coding region: 555-1619 (354 amino acids)
Molecular function (GO): protein binding
Source: RefSeq, a predicted model, not a curated record
GAAAGAGAGAGAAGGGAAAGCAUUCGCCUCGCAUCGCAACACACUCUCUCUCUCUCUAAAAAAAAUUGAAUAGAGAAGGGGAAAAUCCCCAACUCCUCGCCCCAUAAACCCUAAUCUCGCUGGAUUCGCACCAGAAGCCUCCCAAAUCGGAGCCAUCCGGUGUUCCAGCUGCCCGCAGGAGCUGAGCCGUGCUCGGUUUGGUGAAAAAUUCCAGGAUUUCUGCGCUCGGAGCCGCCAUUUCUCUGGGCUGCUCCUCGGAGGGCAGCGGUUUCCCGGCUCGGGUUCUCCGGCGCCGGAUCCGGACGUGUUCCGGCGGGAGGUCGGGUUUCGCGUGGGGUCAGUUCAGCUUCGAGCUCGAUUUGCCCGCUCGAGUUGGGUCGAGGCUGCCGUGGCGGUGAUUGAGGUAGUCGCGUCGAUUUGACGGGUGGUUCUUGCCAUUUUGGUGAGCCAUUUUGGGGCGCGAAGGUUUCGCUGCGGGGCAGCAGCGUUUCUUGGUAAUCCUGGGCCAUUUGGUCUUUCUGCGUGGCUGAAAGGCGUGACCUUUGUGCCGUGCGAUGCACCCCAAGGCUCGAAUCCACGCGGACCCGGUGCUCGAGGUCGACCAGUUCGACUGCCUGCCGGAUUCGCUCGUCUUGCUCAUCCUGAACAAGGUGGAGGACGUGCGGUCGCUGGGCCGGUGUUCCGCCGUCUCGAAGCGGUUCUGCGGGCUUGUCUCCCUCGUCCACGAUGUGUAUGUCAAGAUUGACCGCGUCGUGGCGGUCGACGGCGACGCCGAGGACACGCUCAACCUGUCCUCGCCGAAGCCUCGGAACAUCUUCUCGCACUUCCUGAAGCUGAUGCUCUUCACAAUCAUCAAGCCGUUCCACAACAUGCGCAAUCCGAAUGGUAAUGGGAGGCCACUGUUCGCGCAGCUCUCACAGCACUCGCCAGCCCAGGUGCUCCGGAACUUCACGCACAUCCGGAAUCUUCGGGUUGAGCUCCCCUCUGGGGAUGUGGGUACUGAGGAGGGAGUGCUCCUGAAAUGGCGGGCAGAGUAUGGGAGUACACUUCAGAGUUGUGUGAUUCUGGGCGGUACAAGGGUUGAUCGCAGGCCUGUUGGUGGAGAGCAUGAACCAUCUUUGGAGGAUAAUGGAAGCAUGCCAGAGUCUUUCUAUACCAAUGGUGGGCUGAAACUCCGUGUCGUCUGGACAAUCAGCUCUCUGAUUGCAGCAUCAACGAGGCACUAUCUUCUCCGAUCAAUUAUCAAGGACCAUCCCACACUUACAAGCCUGGUACUAACAGACGCCGAUGGCCAAGGCACAUUGUGCAUGGGGGCGGAACAGCUGAAGGAGUUCAGGGAGAACCAGUUAUCAGCCUCAGCAUGCUCCAACAGGACUCAGGUCCCAGCCUGCAACAUGAAGCUCAAGUACGCCCCAUAUCUCGAGCUGCCUGGUGGUAUAGCGUUGCAAGGUGCUACGUUGGUGGCUAUCAAGCCAUCAACAGAGGGAAGCAAUGGAGGCCAUACCAGCCGUAAGGAAACUGAUGCUUUCAUCUCUGGAGCAUUCGAUGGGCCAUUCAAGGUUGCUGUGAAGGCGCUGAUGAAGAGACGAACUUACCUUCUGGAGAUGAAUGGCUUCUAGGUAUCCCCAGUUUUCUGGGGGUAUCUGGCUUGGUGGUGCUAGGCAUGGCACCUUUAGUUGACCUUUCCAUCUGUGUAAUAUCCAAGAUGGCACCAUCUCUAGAUCUCUAGAUGGUGCUUAUCUGCUGUUUUAGCUCUUUGUACAGUGGUGACAUUUGGUUAUAUGAAAAUCACAUGAAGUUAGUGCAUCUCUCGUUUGCUCACCAUUC